CUUUUUCAUGCUAUUGCAGGGAGGCGGAGUUGUCUCUGUUGGUUACAAGGAGAAAGAGAGGAGAAAGAGCCAAGAGUCGCGUCUCGCGUCUCUCGGUGCAUUAGCCGUCGCCGCCGAGUCCUUCUCAGGCGACAAUGAGGAAGACAAAAUUGUGUGGUAUUUGUGGAGAUACGGGCUACUCGGAACAAAUUAUCACGUGUCAUCGUUGCAGAAGGAAUUUUGAACACACUUACUGCAUGAAAGUGGUUCGUUUUGGGGUUCGAGAUAAUUGGUAUUGUGAUGAGUGUUCAAAUCUGUCAGUCGAUGUAGCUCAAGAGUCAAAGAUGCCUCAUACAGUUAUGGAAAGUAAUUCAAAAGCUUUCCAUCCUCUCUUGAACAGGGUGCCUCCAACUAAAGGAAGUUCCAAUUUGAAUGACCAAAGAAUUCCUAAAGAAAUUGAUGAUUCUAGGAAGUGGCGGAACAGGAAGCAUGUCAAACACUCGUCAAUACCAAUGGGUUUCUACAAGGCCAUUCAAAAUGCAAAAGUAAAAUUCAUUUCAACUGAAGAAGUUUGCUUUACUAAGCAUCCAAAGAUAUCCUUUAAAGCAUCAAAUUCAGGUCCUUCAAGUUGCCGAAGGAGUUAUGCUGCGACGUUGCAUCCUAGCUCAAGAAAAGAAGUAAAAGACCCAUACACAUCCUCUAGUUUAACAAAACCUGGGGUUUUCAAACAGCCAAAUGCGGCUACGGUUUAUUCUGGCCUUCUUGCCGGAAAUGUCAGCACAACCAGGGAUGCUGUUAUUGUUGAUAAGGAAGCAAAUAUGAGAAAGAAAGUUCCAGCUUUAGGUGUUGCUUCUGAUGAUUCAGCUUCAUACACUGCAAAUAGAAUGGGAAAUAAAAUAAAACUCAAGGCCCUAGAUGGAAGGGAAAAUUAUGCUACCACAUCCAAGAGACCAGCACCUGAAGCAACUAACCCACCACAGAUAUUGCUCAUACAUCCAGCUGAGAAUCUUUUGAAUGUCCCUGCUCCAAAAGUUUGUUGGAAGGGUGUCUUUGAAGUCUUUGGCAUGGCCAUCAAUGUGUUUGAUGAAAUUGAAGCACACUUCCCCUGUCAAGUGUCAUACAAAGUAUAUGAUAUUUCGAAAAAAAUGCCAUUUAAGUUAAAGCUCAAUUUGCUGCCAAGGCGAGAUGCUUGGCCUUUUCAAUCUGAUAUUCCCACAUGUUAUGAUAUUGGUUUAUACUUUUUUGUUGGUCAAUUUGAUAGGCCAAGCAAUAAAUAUUUUUGGCUGCUGGAGCAAGUUGGUUCAAAAGAUUUUGUUAUGCAAUCUUGCCUAGGAGAAGUGGAAUUACUGAUAUACCCAUCCACACAACUGAGAUUGGAUUCCCAGCGAAUUGAUGGCCAACCAUACUUCUGGGGUGUGUUUCGGAGGAAGAAAUUACGGAAACCCGCAGAUAUUGCCAAUGUCUGCCAUGAAGCACCUCAAGAACAAUCCUCAGCAUGCUCCACCUCUUUGGCACCGUUUCUCUAAUCUGACUCUGUUUUGGUAAACCUACUGUUACUGUGGCCUUGGGGGAAUCGCAACUCACAUUUUGUGCAGGUUGGUUUUGAUAGUUGGCAUUAACUCGUUUGAUAGAUUACAAAGCACAUAAUAGUUACAGUUUAAUAUCAAAGAUGAAAGGCCAUCGUAGCUUCUGAACACUUCAAAUGACAACAGCUGGAUGAGGUAUAAUUCUCCAUUUUUGGUGGUAGUCACCUCUCUUUUUUCUGAUUACAGCAUGAGGUUUACUGAAUUAAGAAUUUGGUUCAGCUUGUGUUUUUUUUUUGUUUAUAUUUAAUAUGUAGUUGGCCAUUUUGGAUGUUUCUUGUGGUGGACCUGUGGACUUUGGAAUAGUCAAAUUUGCCAUACUAGAUCAUAUAACAUGUUUGUCAGGCCUCAUGAAGGAAGAAUUUUAUAAUCAUAGUUAAGUAACAUGUAACUCAACUCUCAACUGUUUGAUGCUAUGUAGUUUUACCUAAUUUGUUAGUAAUUUGGCUCUUGAGUUCGUCA
Zingiber officinale is the source of this 2024-nucleotide messenger RNA. RefSeq lists its product as uncharacterized. The transcript has 8 exons. Bases 135 to 1505 code for a protein of 456 amino acids. NCBI's taxonomy places the organism in Eukaryota, Viridiplantae, Streptophyta, Magnoliopsida, Zingiberales, Zingiberaceae. The record is from RefSeq and is a predicted model, not a curated record.